Molecule: messenger RNA, 1813 nt
Organism: Pogonomyrmex barbatus (red harvester ant)
Lineage: Eukaryota; Metazoa; Arthropoda; Insecta; Hymenoptera; Formicidae
Gene: dpn
Product: bHLH protein deadpan
Biological process (GO): regulation of DNA-templated transcription
Molecular function (GO): protein dimerization activity; DNA binding
Source: RefSeq, a predicted model, not a curated record
AUACUUCAAGCAGGAUGUCCAUUGGUGACGAAGGACUUUCCCAACUUUGUGUAAACAUCACCGCAGGAUUUCGGAUUCACACAUCAUUAUAAGACCGACAGUUUGCCCAAUGUGACCAAGAAUCGCUCUAUUUAAUUAUUUGCAAUUAUGUGCACUUUAACAGUUCUUGUAUUUACAUUAAAAGAUGCUUGAUCGAUAGAGUUUUAGUGGUUUUUAGUGUAACCGUUUAACUUUGACUUAUAACACGUGCGUGCGCGAACUGUCAAUCUGGAUGAUUUUCAGAAGUUAAUUUAAUAAUUAAUUGCAAUAUAAGUGCGUUUGCGCUCGCGCGAAGGUCAUGGUAGUCAAGAAACUUGCUUAAUGGUGAAAAUUAUUGCUAUUACAAAAUGUUGGGCAGCGAAGAAGAACUUGACCCUCAAACACAUACCGGAAUGACGAAAGCGGAAUUAAGGAGGAACAACAAACCGAUUAUGGAAAAACGACGACGUGCUCGAAUUAAUCAAUAUCUCGAUGAGCUGAAGAAUUAUAUACUCGUUAGUGAAAAAGACCCAACCAGACAUUCGAAACUCGAGAAGGCCGAUAUUCUCGAAAUGACGGUGAAGCAUAUACAAACGAUGCAACGGCAACAAUUGAACACGGCCGUCGCCAACGAUCCGGUGGUGCUAACGAAAUUCCGUUCCGGAUUUUCCGAAUGUGCUACUGAAGUAGCGCGAUACAUCAAUCGCCUCGAGAACGUCGACCCUUCCGUCAAGCAACGAUUGCUAUCACACUUGAACAACUGCGUGAGCCAUCUCCAGCAAAUGGCGCCGUUCUACAGCCACUACGUGCCCUACAUGCCGGAACGUCUCUAUCCGGAGGUAAAGGUUGGCUUCCAGAGCGAUUUCCAGAAUGAGGAUGAGAAUAACAACGGUAGUGCGAGAAUACAAAUACCGAACGGAGUCCAAUUGAUUCCCAGUCGACUGCCAACAGGGGAAUUGGCACUCUUGGUACCGCAAUCCGCCGGUAUCUCCGCGAAUUUCCCUUUCUUUCCGCCAGCCACGGAUCCGUCCACAAGGGCCGGUCAAUCGUCAGCUUUUACCGCGGUUCACCGACCACACAGCCCGCUGCUAAGUCCUACGACUUCCACAUCGAGUUAUGGCGAUGAGAGUUAUCAUUCGGAACAUCCACAGGCGACGUCGCCUAACCAUCAUCAGCCGCAACGUCGAUUCAAAUUACCAGAACAAAGUCCUGCAUCCUCAAAGAGCUUCUCAUCUUCGCCAGAAACCCAGAAACCGCAAAUUAGCUCAACUAUCGAUCGAAAGUCACCCACAAUGGCAUUCUUGGAAUCUAAGACUGUAGACGAUAAUACCGCAACUAAAAAAGAUGUCGCGGAAGGCUUAGACAUUACCAACCAUACAAACGGCAUUGCGACACAUAGUAUGCGACAACCGCUUUCCGUGAUUACAGAUAAGACUUACAAUCGCGCCCCGAGUGGAUCGUUUCUCAAGAGAGACGGUCUCAAAAGACGUCAUACCGAUGGGCUUUUGGCGAUCUCAGAUAAGAGAACGAGAUAUCAAGAACCCACUAGUUCGACCUCCUCGAUGAAUAAUACCAACGUGCUUAAGAGCACAAAUGAGCAAUCUCUUGUAAUUCCGAUCGAAGAUUUGCCAGGAAGUCAGAAUUGCCAGACCCCGCGGAACUCCAAUCCAAAUUCCGAUAAAUGUUCGAUGAAUUCAGCAAGUCCUUUGGGAGUUAAUGGUGAUAUGUGGAGACCGUGGUGACCAUUAUCAUUAAAAAUAUCAAUAUGAAAUAAUUUUCGAAAUUAAAUAAUUUA